ACAGACAGAGCGUAGCUAACUCCUCCCCCUCCCCCUCCCUUCCGUGCUUUCAUGAACGUGCCCAACCCCCACCCCCAAAUCCUUCUUGUCGUUUAUUGGCUGGAAUACUUUGUUUUGUUUUCUGAAGCUAGGUUUGGCCAUUUGUUGAUAUUGCCGUUUGUGAAGCCUGGGCUGUCUACAGAGAUUGCGUUUUUUUACAGUUUGAUCAGCGGACAGGCAGCAAGCAGAUAGUGAGGAGAUGUUUCCGUGUUCCAUCAUGGACUCUAUGGGCAUCCUGGAAGAGGAUCUAGAGAAGAUUUUGAUGGGUGGAGGACUGGAGGUGAGAGAGUUUGAUUCGGCCAAUGAAGUGCAGCCAGUCACACUGGGAAAAGAUGUCUGUUACAUUGUCUGCGCAGUUAUCUUCAACUCAAAGGAUGAGGUGUUAAUGGUACAGGAAGCCAAAAGAGAGUGUUAUGGUACUUGGUACCUCCCUGCAGGUCGUAUGGAGCGAGGUGAAAGCAUUAUAGAGGCGCUACAGAGAGAGGUCAAAGAAGAGGCAGGAGUAGACUGUCAGCCAAUCACAAUGCUGCUGGUUCAAGAACAAGGGCCACAGUGGAUUCGGUUCAUCUUUCUUGCAGAUGUCACAGGGGGCUCUCUGAAGACAAAAGCAGAAGCAGAUGAAGAAUCUCUGCAAGCUCAGUGGUGGGAUCGCGAGUCUCAUCUUCCUCUCCGUAAACGUGACAUACUGUCCCUCAUCGAUGCUGGAAUAAAAUAUCGCCAGAAUCAGUGGUUUCCUGCACUACAACCUGUGGAUGUGCCGUGUCAUGUUAUUUGCCAAAGACUACUACUCGCAUUUAUGGCCAGCAAUGGUGAGAACAGCGAGGAGGAACGCGUGUGGCUGUUGCUAAGCAACGGUAAAGGAAACAAUGUCAGUUCACAUCCCUGUCUUCCUGUUAGAAUGUCAGGUAAAAGAUGCCCGCUUCCAUGGUCAGCACUCAGAAUGGUGAAUGAGUGCAUGUCUUCGUCAUACGACAGGCUAAACGUUAACAUGUGUGGAAUUCUGGGAGUGCAGCACAAUGGACGAGUUCUCGGGAAAACAGAUGGCAUCUGCUUCAACACGCUUGUGUUAGUGAAACAUUCAGAGGAAGGGCCGGAAACCAGCAACCCACCCACAUUAGAUGGCCACUGCUAUAGAUGGCAUGAAUUGACCAAUCAGAGCAUGAGGGUGAAGAUACUACAGAGGAUUAAAGAAGGGACGGUUUUGCCAGUUUCCUAAACUGCAUUUUGCAUAUGUGUGACAUCACUCAACCUGCAGAUUGCAAACAGCUUCUACUGAUGCUCAAGUGAAUUUUAGUAGUGCAUAAAUCAAUCGUAUGUGCAUGAUGUAUUAGUUUUAAUAGCACAGGAAAUUUCAAUUCACCUCGACAAUACAAACAUUCCCAUAUAUGGGUAUCAGUAACAAGGCCAGCCUUUUUUUAACAGCUAUCAAUAAUUAAUUUGCUUUUUAUUUCAAAUGGACUUCGUACACCUCUUUUACCUCACACUACAUAAAUGCAUGCUUAAAGGAAAACACCACCAUUUUUUAUUAUUUUACUAUGUUCUUACCUCAACGUAGAUGAAUUAAUACAUACCGAUCUUUAUUCAGUUUGUGCACUUUUAAUCUUUGUACAGCGCCUCGUGAAUGUGUUAGCAUUUAGCCUAGCCCCAUUCAUUCCUUAGGAUCCAAACAAACAUUUUAUUUUGUGCCACCAUACUUACUCAUGUAACAGUCUUUAAAUAGGGAAAACAUGGAAGUGUUUGGUGGCUUUAAAAUUCAUCCCUCUUUGGAUCCUAAGGAAUGAAUGGGGCUAGGUUAAAUACUAACACAUUUACGACCCGCUGUAAAAAGAUUAAGUGCAUGCAUUGAAAAAAGAUAGGUAUGUAUUAAUUUGUCUAAGUUGAGGUAAGAACAUAGUAAAAUAUUGAAAAACGGUGGUGUUUUCCUUUAAGCAGACAUUUAAGUAUUAGCUCAGUUGGUAAAGCACUGUGUUAGCAGCGCAAAGGUCAUGGGUUUGAAUCCCAGGGAACACUAAAUGAAUACUCUCAUGCACUGUGAGUCGCUUUAAAUUAUUAGUAUUUUUAUAAAAACGGAUUAAUAAUGCUGUAAAUGAUAUAUAAACAGAUGUGCUGCUGUAUAUUCACUAAUAAAUUAUAAUACACAAGAGUAA
Paramisgurnus dabryanus is the source of this 2186-nucleotide messenger RNA. It is a transcript of the gene nudt18, whose product is annotated as nudix (nucleoside diphosphate linked moiety X)-type motif 18. The record is from RefSeq and is a predicted model, not a curated record. Lineage: Eukaryota; Metazoa; Chordata; Actinopteri; Cypriniformes; Cobitidae. Gene Ontology annotation, molecular function: 8-oxo-dGDP phosphatase activity; 8-oxo-GDP phosphatase activity.